This is a messenger RNA of Anoplophora glabripennis (Asian longhorned beetle), 1156 nucleotides long. RefSeq names its product tumor suppressor candidate 3 (gene Ostgamma). The transcript has 6 exons. NCBI's taxonomy places the organism in Eukaryota, Metazoa, Arthropoda, Insecta, Coleoptera, Cerambycidae. Bases 60 to 1046 code for a protein of 328 amino acids. Gene Ontology annotation, cellular component: oligosaccharyltransferase complex. The record is from RefSeq and is a predicted model, not a curated record.
UUGACGUGUUCAUAGUAGUUGCCGGGUCGACAGGUUAUAGUUAAAUUCUUUAAAAUAAAAUGAAGAAUCUAUUCUGUGGAUUGCUGAUUAGUAUAUGUAUUCUAAAUUUAAGUAAUGUCGAUGGACAGCAAAGGAGACAGGGGUACACUAUGGCAGAAAGAGUGCAACAGCUUACGGACAUGGCAAAUAAAAGAGCUGUCCUUAGAUUCAACGCAAAUAAAUUUCGGGAUUUCGUAAAAUCAAGUCCUCGAAACUAUUCCAUUGUUAUAAUGUUUACUGCAAUGGCUCCACAGAGACAAUGCCAAGUGUGUAGACAUGCCAGCGAUGAAUUUACGAUAGUAGCCAACUCCUUUAGAUACUCCCAGUCUUAUUCGAAUAAGUUAUUUUUUGCAGUUGUAGAUUUCGAUGAAGGUUCUGAUGUUUUCCAAAUGUUGCGGUUAAAUACUGCCCCAGUUUUCAUUCACUUUCCACCAAAAGGCAAAUUGAAGAAUGCUGAUACUAUGGAUAUUCAACGAAUCGGCUUUGCAGCUGAAACUAUUGCCAAGUGGAUAGCAGAGAGAACUGAUAUUCAGAUUAGAGUAUUCCGACCACCAAAUUACUCUGGUACUUUUGCCCUAGUGAUACUAUUUGGAAUAAUAGCUGCAUUCUUAUAUCUUCGUAGAAACAAUUUAGAAUUCUUAUACAAUAAAACAAUGUGGGGAAUAGGUUCGCUAUUUUUCUGUUUUGCCAUGACGUCUGGACAAAUGUGGAACCAUAUACGAGGACCACCGUUCAUACAUAAAAAUCAAAAUGGGCAGAUAGCUUACAUUCAUGGUUCGUCUCAAGGCCAAUUUGUUUUUGAAACCUACAUUGUUAUGGUUUUGAAUGCUGCUAUCGUUUUGGGUAUGAUCUUUAUGACUGAAGCAGCGAGGGGAAAGGGAGAUCCCAAGAAGCGAAAAAUCAUGGCUGUGGUUGGCCUCGUCUUGGUCUCCGUGUUCUUUUCCCUUUUAUUGUCCGUUUUUAGAACUAAAACCCAAGGCUACCCUUACAGUUUCCUCUUAAAGUAGGACUUUUCUUCGGACAUAGAAACACUUGACGUUAAUCCUUCUACAUUACUUUUAUUUAAACUUUUUAAAUACGUUGUGUUCAAGUACUGGUAAUAAAGUUGUUAAAUGAC